AUGGCACGCCUUGGAAGCCUCGGCUUCUUGGGCAUUGCAGUCCUGUUCCAUGUCGUCUACAUUUAUUCCAUCUUCGACAUUUACUUCGUCAGCCCGAUCGUUAGUGGCAUGCGCUCCCAUAGCGUCGAUGCUCACCGAGGCCCCGCCAAGCGAUUGUUUCUCUUCGUUGGAGACGGAUUGCGAGCAGACAAAGCAUUUCAAUUCUUCCCAGACCCUUCACCGUCGGCAUUGAACGAUUCCGCAUCGCAGGAGCUACGACCAUUGGCGCCCUUCCUCAGAUCACGCAUCCUCGAGCACGGCACAUUUGGAGUUUCACAUACUCGAGUCCCCACGGAAUCGCGACCUGGCCAUGUUGCGCUGAUUGCUGGACUGUACGAGGAUGUCGCUGCCGUAACAACAGGAUGGAAGCUCAACCCGGUCAACUUCGACAGCGUCUUCAACAGGAGCAGGCAUACUUGGAGUUGGGGUAGCCCGGAUAUUCUGCCUAUGUUCUCGACAGGUGCUGUACCUGGACGAGUCGAGGAUAGCACAUAUGGCUACGAAUUUGAGGACUACAGUAAAGAUGCGACGGAGCUGGACACUUGGGUAUUCGAUCGGGUGAAGAACCUGUUCAGCGAUGCAGAGACCGAUCGUGAUUUGAACAAUCGUCUACGAGAGGACAAGAAUGUCUUCUUCCUGCAUCUACUUGGACUCGAUACGACUGGUCACUCAUAUCGGCCCUAUUCGCGCGAAUACCUGCACAACAUCCAAAUUGUCGAUCAGGGUGUUCGGGAGGUCACAGAGCUAGUAGAGAGCUUUUUCGGCGACGACAAAACCGCUUUCGUUUUCACAGCAGAUCAUGGUAUGAGUGAUUGGGGAAGUCAUGGUGACGGACAUCCAGACAACACGCGCACACCCCUGAUCGUGUGGGGAUCCGGUGUCGCGAAGCCAGUUACGGUCGCAGAAGGCUUUGCUCCCGGACACGAAGACGGCUUCUCGCACGACUGGCAGCUUGAUCAUGUGCAGCGCCAUGAUGUUGCACAGGCAGACGUCGCAGCUCUGAUGGCCCAUCUUGCCGGUCUCGAAUUCCCUGUGAACUCCGUCGGCGAGCUGCCACUUUCAUUCCUGGACGCUGACGACGAACAAAAGUCAAAGGCCUUGCUCACCAACGCGAAAGAGAUAUUGGAAAUGUACCGUGUCAAGGAAGAGCAGAAACAACAGACUGUGCUGCGAUAUCAACCAUUCAGCGGAUUUGCGACCGGCGAGCUCACCAUUGAGAACCGGAUCGCAGCCAUCGAGCGACUGAUCGAGCAGGGGGCUUACACAGAAGCCAUGGAAAGCACCGAUGCCUUGAUCAAGCUUGGAUUGCGAGGCUUGCGCUACCUUCAGACCUACGCAUGGCUAUUUCUACGAACACUGGUCACAGCCGGAUACCUGGGAUGGAUUGCCUUUGCAUUCACAACCGCAGUCGAUGUGUACAUGCUCAAUGGUGAGAUCGAGGCGUCAAGAUCGACGCCCGGCAUCAUUUUCUUCUCCUCUGUCCUGGUGGCGCUCUACAGCUAUCUCUUCAUGCAGUCAUCGCCUGUGACUUACUACACAUACGCCAUAUUUCCCGUCGCAUUCUGGGAAGAGGUCUUCGCCCGUCGAAAGGCUCUCAGCGCUGGCGCGGACAAGAUCUUUGCAAAGCUCUCUCAAGGAGAGAUUGUGAAACUAGUACUGAACAUAGCCGUCUACGUUGCCCUUCUGGAGGUCAUGGUCCAAAGUUAUUACCACCGCCAAAUCUACACCAUCUGCUAUGUUCUCAUAGCAGCCUGGCCUUUGCUCUACGGAACCCGAUUCUGUCGUGAGAAUGCUGCGCUUUGUGCUACCUGGGCGCUGGGUUCCGCUUCCAUGAGCAUCUUCACCUUAUUGCCGGCAAACAAGAUAGAGAGCCUGAAUAUGAUGUGGGCGAACCUCCUCCCAUCUUGUGUGCCAUCAGCUAACGACUCGUUCUCUAGCUCAAUUGGGGGUGGAUUGAUCCUCCUGCUCGGUCUCGCUUACAUCGCCUUUGAGAACAGUUUGACGGCAAAUUCAAAAGGCGGGUCUUCGACGCAGAGGGUUGAUGGGACUUCGCGUCUCAUCAUCGGCGUUCAGGUCGGUCUGGUUGCCGUUGCCAUAAUCGUGACACGGUCCAGUGUCAUCUCCCUGCAGGCCAAACAAGGUCUGCCUCUAGGCACGCAAGUCGUAGGCUGGCUCACGCUCAUCCUAUCUCUCGUCGUCCCCUUCUUCCACUACCUCUCCACGCAAGACCACUACCUACACCGUCUGGCCGUGAUCUUCCUCGCCUUUGGACCAACUUUCAUCAUCCUCACCAUCUCUUACGAGGGGCUCUUCUACUUCGCCAUCGCCGUCACCCUCGUCUCGUGGGUGCGCCUGGAGCAUCGCAUCCAGCGACAUUUCUCCGCCUCCAGCUCCAGCAGCAGCAGCAGCACCUCCCUCAAAUCCGAGCUCACGACCCCUCUGGCCCCUGCCCUCGCCGCCGCCGCCCAACGCGACUACGCGCUCAAAUCGGGAGACUACCGCGCCCUGACCCUCUCCGACGCCCGCAUCUGUCUCUUCUUCCUCUACCUGCUCCAAUCCGCCUUUUUCAGCACCGGCAACAUCGCGUCCGUGAGCAGUUUCUCCCUCGACGCCGUCUACCGGCUGAUCCCGAUCUUCGACCCCUUCAGCCAAGGCGCGCUGCUCAUCCUCAAGCUCCUCGCGCCCUUCGCGCUGGUCUCCGUCAACCUCGGCAUCCUGACCAAGCGCCUGCGCCUCCACGGCGGGAGUCUCUUCGCGGUCGUCAUGGGCAUCGGCGACUACCUCACCCUGCGCUUCUUCUGGGAGGUUCGCGACGAGGGCUCGUGGUUGGAGAUCGGCGAGAGCAUCAGCAUGUUCAUCAUCGUGAGCGUGCUGUGCAUCUUCAUCGCCGGGCUGGAGGCGCUCAGCGAGAUCCUGGUCAGGGGCAUCGUGUUCGCCGACGAUGAUGGUAAUGAUGAUGCGCAAACCCGACAGCGACGGCGCGAGGCUGGGCCGGAGGGCGCGAAGCAGGGAGAUGUCCCCGCGGCGGCCGCGGCGACGACGACGACCAACAAGUCGUGA
Messenger RNA from Dissoconium aciculare CBS 342.82, 3099 nucleotides. Its product is annotated as putative phosphatidylinositolglycan class N. Gene Ontology annotation, cellular component: endoplasmic reticulum membrane. The record is from RefSeq and is a predicted model, not a curated record. Bases 1 to 3099 code for a protein of 1032 amino acids. Gene Ontology annotation, molecular function: mannose-ethanolamine phosphotransferase activity. Gene Ontology annotation, biological process: GPI anchor biosynthetic process. Lineage: Eukaryota; Fungi; Ascomycota; Dothideomycetes; Mycosphaerellales; Dissoconiaceae. The transcript is spliced from 5 exons.